AAACCAGCAAAAACAUGGACACAAACUUCUCUAAACAUAACAAUAACGGCACUGACAGUUGCAGUAGUUGCAGUAUUAAUAGAUAUUGCAGGAACAACAGGAGUAGUUAACACAGUUGCAGGAGCAGCAGCAGGAGCCGCAGCAGGAGGGGGUAUAUACAUUUUAAGAUCAUUACGGGAACCAGAAGUGAGGCGAGAAGCAGAAAUGGUGGGAGCAGCAAGUUCAGCCAUAGCAGGAGGUAUAGCAGGAACAGCUGCAGCAACCCUGCUAUCAUUAAUAGGAUGGUCACAGAGAGGAUCAUCAGUAGUUGGAGCAAUAGCAGGAGCAGCAAUAGUGGCAGUUACAAGAACAUAUUUACAGCAUGCUACGAGCACAAUACUACAGGCUAUAUACAAAGUGAUGAAUGUGGUAGCUCUAUUGAAACAAGUAAUAUCAGUAAAAAACGAAGUAUUAAUUCCAGCAACAAUAGCCAAAGCAGGAGUUGCAGCAUUAGGCAGUUUUAAAGCAACAGCAGGAACAGCUGCAACAAGUGUAUUAGCAAGAGGAUUUAGAUUUGCAACAGGAAGAACAGGAGGAGGAGGAGCAGAAGAAGCAGGCUUGGGAGCAAGAGGACUGGAACAAGAGCAGGUGGAACAGGAGCAGGAGCAACAGGAGCACGAGCAACAGGAGCAAGAGCAAAAGGAGGAGCAGCAGCAGCAACAUGAGCAGGAGAAACAGGAGCAGGAGGAGCAGGAGCAACAGGAGCAGGAGCAGCAGGAGACACAGGAACAGGAGAGGGAGAAGCAGGAGGAACAGGAGCCACAUGUGGAGCAGGAGGAACCGGAGCAGAAGGAGCUGGGGGAACAGGAGCAAGAGGAACAGGAGCAGGAGAAAAAUGAGCAGGAGCAGGAGGAACAGGAGCAGGAGAAACAGGAGCAACAAGUGCAAACAGAACAGGAGCAACUUGAGCAGGAGGAAAAAGGGCAGGAGGAGCAGGAGCAACAGGAGCAGGAGGAACAUGAGCAACAGGAGCAGAAGAAACAGGAGCAAGAGAAGCAGGAGCAACAGGAGCAGGAACAGGAGGAACAGGAGCAACAGGAGCAGAAGGAACAGGAGCGAAAGGAGCAGGAACAACAGAAGCAGGAGGAGCAGGAACAGGAGGACCAGGAUCAGGAGCAGGAGGAACAGGAGCAGAAGGAGCAGGAACAGGAGAAACAGGAGCAGGAGGAACAUGAGCAACAGGAGCAAAAGGAACAGGAGCAGGAGCAACAAGACCAGGAAGAAACGGAACAGGAGGAGCAGGAGCAACAAGUGCAAACAGAACAGGAGCAACUUGAGCACGAGGAACAGGAGCAGGAGGAGGAGCAAGAGGAGCAGGAGCAUCAGGAGCAAAAGGAACAGGAGCAGGAGCAACAAGACCAGGAGGAAACGGAACAGGAGGAGCAGGAGCAACAAGUGCAAACAGAACAGGAGCAACCUGAGCAGGAGGAACAGGAGCAGGAGGAGCAGGAGGAACAGGAGCAGGUGGAGGAGCAGGAACAGGGGGAACAGGAGCAGGAGGAGCAGGAGGAACGGGAGGAGGAGCAGGAACAUGAGCAGGAGGAGCAGGAGGAACAGGAGCAGGUGGAGGAGCAGGAACAGGAGCAGGAGGAACAGGAGGAGAAGCAGGAGGAGCAGGAACAGGAGGAGCAGGAGGAACAUGAGCAGGAGGAGCAGGAGAAACAGGAGCAGGUGGAGGAGCAGGAGGAGCAGGAGCAGGAGGAACAGGAGCAGGAGGAACAUGAGCAGGAGGAGCAGGAGGAACAGGAGGAACAGGAGCAGGAGGAGCAGGAACAGGAGGAACAUGAGCAAGAGGAGCAGGAGGAACAGGAGGAGGAGCAGGAACAGGAGGAGCAGGAGGAACAUGAGCAGGAGGAGCAGGAGGAACAGGAGCAGGUGGAGGAGCAGGAGGAACAGGAGCAGGAGGAGGAGCAGGAACAGGAGGAGCAGGAGGAACAUGAGCAGGAGGAACAGGAGCAGGAGGAGCAGGAACAGGAGGAACAAGACCAGGAGGAAAUGGAACAGGAGGAGCAGGAGCAACAGGAGCAAGAGGAACUGGAGCAACAGGAGAAGGAACAGGAACAGGAGGAUCAAGAGGAGGAUCACAGAAGGAUCAAGAGCAACAGGAUCAAAAGGAACAGAAGCAGGAGCAACAAGAGAAAGAGGAACAGGAGCAACAGGAGUAGGAGGAACUGGUCUGUCUAUAAGCUGACAUACGAGUGAUCUGCUGAUGAAUCGACUGAUCUUCACGGCUUUAAAAUGCUCCAGUGUCCCUGUAUGUGUUUGACCUACGAUGAAGAGCUCAUUGCUCAAUUCACCUGUGAUUCUCUAAUUUGAUCCACACUGGCCAUAAUACUCCAAGGGUCAACAAAAGUAUCCUCAAAAUUUACAAUUUAAUUAAAAAUAAAUCAAAUAUAAAAUUUCAUUUGUCAAGUAUAAUUCUAUUACGCCAAUUGCAGAAUAAAAACAACGAUAAGCCUGUUCAGAGAUGAUUCAUAUACAAUAUCAAUUGCUCAAAGAUAAAUAAAGAGUUAGAGAUGCAUACUAUGAGCGAAC
Molecule: messenger RNA, 2574 nt
Organism: Danio rerio (zebrafish)
Lineage: Eukaryota; Metazoa; Chordata; Actinopteri; Cypriniformes; Danionidae
Source: RefSeq, a predicted model, not a curated record